Messenger RNA from Pygoscelis adeliae (Adelie penguin), 3052 nucleotides. RefSeq names its product GC-rich promoter binding protein 1 (gene GPBP1). Gene Ontology annotation, molecular function: RNA binding; DNA binding. Gene Ontology annotation, cellular component: nucleus. Gene Ontology annotation, biological process: DNA-templated transcription; positive regulation of DNA-templated transcription. The transcript has 12 exons. The record is from RefSeq and is a predicted model, not a curated record. The coding region runs from base 1315 to 2730 and encodes 471 amino acids. Lineage: Eukaryota; Metazoa; Chordata; Aves; Sphenisciformes; Spheniscidae.
ACCGAGGCUUCUGCGCUCGGGUUCGGCUCCCUGGUUGCCUGUGUGUUUGCUUUUCUAAGAGUCGGGUUUACGUGUUUGUCUAACGCCGGUUCGGAUUUCAAAAGGGAAAACUGAUUGUUCUGGUUCUUUUUACCGUAGGCGGUUUGGAUUGCAGAGGGAGCCCUGGAUGUUUGCAGCCUUUUGCUUCAGCUGGUAGGGAGGAAAAAAGGUGGAAACCGACCUGCAGCAGUUGCUUCUGUGGAAGGGGAGAAAUACCGGACGCUGUUCUGGGAUUAUUUUGUCCGAGUGCUUCGUCCUGAAAGGGCUUCUGAAACAAUCAGUAGGCAUCUGAGAAGUGAAUCGGAAGUUUGGAGCCGUGAGCUUUUUUCUUUCUAGCGGUGCCGAGCACCUCACCCGUGGAUGCUUUUGUCCGCAUGGCAUGGAUACACGGCUGAAUUUAUCAAGUUCUGAACACUGCAGCUGCCAAAAUAAAGUACUUUCUUGCUUUUAAAUACUUUAUCUUCUAGGCAACAUUCUGUCUGAGUCACAGGCGUAACCGGUUUUGUUAACUGGCUCCAGGUUAAAUGCAGCCUGAGUCACUGUGUAGACAUUGCUGAAAAGUUUCAUGCCAGGUAUUUUUUGCCUUACCUUAUUUUUUAGAUUUUCUGACAUAGCCUUCUGUCAUUUUGCAGAGAGACCUAUUUUCUAAAUGAAGACUCUAAUAGACGUUUGUUUAUCAUUUUUUCUUUUGUAUUUUAUUUAAUAUUUUUGUUGAAAAAUGUUGUUGCCAAUAAGCAGUACGGAGGUGUCCAGAUAGCUGUUGUUUACAAAUGCCUCUGUUACCCGAAGCUAGGAAAUGUUCCACAGUUCAGAUGUGAGAUUUGGAUUUUUGGCUUCACAGUUCGUGGCGUAAAAAGUGUAUUUAUUUCACCUGGAGCUGAUGCUUCUUAUAUGUAUAUGGAAUAGACAAGAGAAGAAGCUGUCAGAGAAAAAAAAAGCUUUUUAAGACAGAGAGUUGGCAAAUUUUGGAAAUAGCCUUGUGGAAUCUGUAAGCAAAAAGGAUGGGUGGCUGAUUUCUGUGAGGUCAAAUUUAUGUCAAACAGCUACGAAUGUAGUAUCAACAAGAACUUGGGAUAUUAUCUCAAGGAAGACAAACUGGAAAAAUACAAAUCACGCAGUACUAACACCUUGUGCGGUCCUCUUGGAUUAGGUUUGCAUUCAGCUGAAUUGCUACUGCCUCAAAGAAAAUUAAGAUGGACAGAACAACUUAAUUCAAAAGGACUUGCCAUGAGGUGCUGAAGCCUUGUUUCUUUGAUUUGGAGAGACCGGACCUAAAUGGCGCAGCAUGACUUUGCUCCAGCCUGGCUUAAUUUUCCAACUCCACCAUCAUCAACAAAGUCAUCACUGAACUUUGAGAAACAUUCUGAAAAUUUUUCGUGGACAGAGAAUCGUUAUGAAGCAAAUCGCAGAAGACACAACUCUUCAGAUGGGUUUGAUCCUAACAUUGGACGGCCUAAUGGAGGUCAUUUUGGGAGAAAAGAGAAGAAUGGUUGGCGUUCACAAGGCAGAAAUGGUACAGAAAAUAUAAACCAUCGUGGGGGAUACCAUGGCGGAAGUUCCCGUGCUCGUACCAGCACUUUCCACUGUGGAAAAGGUCAAGGACUGCACGAAAACAAUGUACCUGAUAAUGAAACUGGGAAAAAGGAAGACAAAGAAGUACCCAAACAGUUUGAGGCUGAGGAUUUUCCAUCUUUGAACCCUGAAUAUGAGAGGGAACCAAACCAGAAUAAAUCUUUAGCUGCGGGUGUGUGGGAGUACCCUUUGAAUCCUAAAUCUAGAUCUCCAAGAAUGCUGGUCAUUAAAAAGGGCAGUACAAAAGAACUGCAGAUAUCUGGAUUCCCAGUAGUAGGAAGUCUUCAUUCACAGCCAGUAAGGAAUGGAACUGGCACAAGUGUUUAUAAAGGAUUAGUCCCUAAACCUGUCACUCCACCUGCAAAGCCUACACAGUGGAAAAGCCAAGCAAAAGAAAAUAAACUUGGGAAUCCGUUUCCUCAUGAAUCUGCAUAUGGCGUUGGCAAUUUUAGUCCUUUCAAAUCAACUGCCAAGGCAUUUACUGUAUCACAAAAUUCAGUGAAAGAGUGUAAUCGGUCAAAUUCUUCAUCCCCUGUUGACAAAGUUGGUCAGCCUCGUUUAACAAAAUUGACAAGAAUGCGGACUGAUAAGAAGAGUGAAUUUUUGAAAGCAUUGAAACGAGAUAGAGUGGAAGAGGAGCAUGAAGACGAGAAUCAUGCUGGGCAAGAGAAGGAGGAUGAGUCCUUUAACUUGCAUAACAGCAACAGCCCUCAUCAUGAGAGAGAUAUAAACCGAAACUUUGAAAAUGAAAUUCCGCAGGAGAAUGGAAAUGCUUCAAUUACAUCUCAACAGAUCAUUCGAUCUUCAGCUUUCCCUCAGGCAGAUAUUCUUUCAAGCUCACUUGAGGCAGAGCAUAGGUUGUUAAAGGAGAUGGGCUGGCAGGAAGACAGUGAAAAUGAUGAAACAUGUGCUCCACUAACAGAGGAUGAGAUGAGGGAGUUCCGAGUCAUUAGUGAACAGUUACAAAAAAAUGGCCUUCGGAAAAACGGCAUUUUGAAAAACGGCCUCAUCUGUGAUUUUAAAUUUAGCCCCUGGAAAAACAGCACUUUCAAACCUGCUCUGGAGAAUGAGGAUUCUGAGACGAGCAGCAGUGAUACAUCAGAUGAUGAUGAUGUGUGAAGACUUCUGCAACAUCUGUAGAAGCCCAUUUUGAUCUCAUGAAAAUUUGGGGAUGUGUUGUCCAAAAAAAAUUCCUAAUUUAUGUAGUAACAUACCCACUAGAGGAAGAAUGAUGGGACUUCUCUCUGAAGAAAGCAAGGAAUGUUGCGUUGGGUGUGUUGAACAUUACUAUAAUUUCUUUGUAAACGAAUGUUGUAGAAUGAAGACUUGGGUUGACCCACCAUUGACUUUCUUCAUCACUGAAGCAUUUCUGACUAGCAAUGUGGCAAUGUAACAAAUCAGACUUUCUCAUUUAAUAAUAAAAACAAAGAAUUGUGUAAUG